CUUAGUGUUGCUCAUACUACACUGAGUGAGAGUUUGGACAAAAUAGCCUAAAUCAGUCCUUGAACUAAAACUAUUAAUUUAGUCAAGCCGUUUUCCUUUAAGUCUAACAACUCACUUUCUUGACUUUAGUUUUGCGCUAAUUUCAUUUUUUACACAUGCAGGAUACUUCGCUUAAAUUCUGUACUGUGAUACAUGUUCUGCUGUGUUCAUUCUGGAUAAUAAGCCGUAUUUCUUCUUUGUGGGGUUAACGGUAGAUUGGGCUAUCUAUUCUACAGGUGCCCUCCGGUGAUGAGUUUUCUGUUCCCUGACGACUACACCAUGAAAGAUUCUGACUCACUGACCAUUCUUCACUACCCCGGCCCUGGAAAGACCAGCUCACAGUUCACACCCUCACCUCUCCACAGCGGAACUCCAGCCAUGGGGAAACCUCAGCCCUUCUGCCUGCAGUCUGGCCCACACCUGCUUGCCAGCAUGCAACUCCAGAAACUCAACAGCCAUUAUCAGAGUCUUGCUGCUACAACAGGAUCAGCCAACAUAUCUUCGAGAGGCUAUGGAAUGCGACCAUUGGGUAUCACUCAGACCUCAGUCCCAGAGUCACACAGACCUCAGACCCAGAGUCCUGGGAUUAUUGACUUAGACCCUGUGGAUGAAGAAGUGCUGAUGUCCUUGGCGGUGGAGCUGGGCUUAGACCAGGCUAAGGAAUUACCAGAGCUUUGGCUUGGCCAGAAUGAGUUUGAUUUGAUCUCAGAUAUACCUGCUGGAUGCUGACCUGUGUACACACAGAGACAAUUCUCCCAUCACCACUGUAUCUCCACUCAGCAGUUUUUGAGGGAAUAGACAUAUUUAAGAUUUGUCUAUAUGAUGGAUACUAUCUGAAAGUGUUAUCAGAAAGGCACAAACAUUUUGGGCACAGAAAUUUGCACAGUUUCCUGUUUUGGUGCAGAUAAGAUUUACAAGUGAUCUUAAUCCAAAUUAUUUGAGGGCAUAUUCAUAAUUUUCAUCUAUUAGAAACAAGUGUAAAAUCAUCAUUCUGUUGAUUGAUUUGGCUUGAUGAGUCAUCUGUAGGCCUACUAUAUGUGUACACUCAUUCCCCAGACUGGCUGUGACAUACAGCCACAAACAAUUCACAAGGAGUGCUGCUAGGGUGAAGGGGUGUCCCUCUGAUGCUCUUCAGUUUGGAGUUGGAAAAUGUUUCAGAAGUCUGAGGCACUCACGAGGGUUAUAUGUUUGUUAUGCUUCAUCGGGGCAAGUCAAAAUGGCCUACAACAUUUUGUAAUACGCUAUUCUAAUCCAAUCCAAUGUCAAUUUAAGUGCAUAGCUUUCCGGGAGAAAAACAAAAGCCCUGGUCCUGUACAUGGAAAGCAUGGAGAAACAAUUCCAAAUAACGUUACUUAAGUAUAUAUAUAUAUAUACUCUUUUUUUCUUCAGGGGCACAGAAGAGAGAGGUGUAAUUCGAUAGCUGUUGAACUCAAACAUAGCAACCAAAAUGGCGGCCUUUGAGAAUGCCUUUAAGACCUGAAUGGAUGAUCUUACACCUGAAUGAAUGGGAGGACACCCUGAUUAUGGUGUAAUGCCCUGAGGGGCUAUGCUGAAUAUGUGGGCAUUGAAAACAAUAAGAAGGCCUAACAGGGAAGUUGCUCAGUUCAGCCGUUGUGAUACUGGUCAUGUCCUCUGAUUGAAUAGUCAACACUUGCUCUCAACCUAGGCCUAAAGCAUUUUGGAUUUUGAUAUGUUCUUUUCAUGUGUCAUUGUGGAAAAACAAGGUGUUUUAUGUCUUUGUGUAUCUCUUUGCUUUCCUCUUAACUGAAUUUCUACAGCUGGGGAAACAGUUUGACAUAGAUGCCACAUGAUCAUAGUCAAAUGUUUGUAUAGAGGAAUAUUUUUAAAAAUAAAUUAGUCUGGACCUUCUUAGCUGAAAACGUUGAGGACAUUUGCUGGUUAUUUUUUUUUGUUUAUGUUGACAUAAUGUUUGUGAUUUUGUAUUACACCUGUUUAAAAUACACCAUGGGGUUUGUUUGUAUGUUUGAUUAAACAGUAAG
This is a messenger RNA of Alosa sapidissima (American shad), 2039 nucleotides long. RefSeq names its product Cbp/p300-interacting transactivator, with Glu/Asp-rich carboxy-terminal domain, 1 (gene cited1). The record is from RefSeq and is a predicted model, not a curated record. Gene Ontology annotation, biological process: regulation of DNA-templated transcription. The transcript has 2 exons. Gene Ontology annotation, cellular component: nucleus. Lineage: Eukaryota; Metazoa; Chordata; Actinopteri; Clupeiformes; Clupeidae. Bases 289 to 768 code for a protein of 159 amino acids.